AUGAAACUUAAAAGCGAGGAUAGAUAUGAUAAAAUUGUUCCCGGAGAUGUUCGGUCGGGGCUCUCUCGCCUCAUUGAAAUCGCCGACCUAGCCAUAAAAGACCAAGCCGGGAACCCGAUUACGGAACUUAAAAUUCCGCAUUUUCCUGGAGCCGCUACCGAAAUAGAAUUCACCCUGCAAAAACUAAAAUACGAUGAGAGCCAAGGUCUUAAAUUUAGUUUUGUGGGAGCAGUUCCAGUCGGAACAGCCGUAACCAGCGACACUCUUUUUUUAGGUUCCAGUGAUUUUGAAGGAUAUGAAGUUUUUAAAAGCAAAAGAGGAGAUUUUAAUCGCCUAUCCUCGAUUAUUAAAUUAUCGGAUGGACUUCCGACCGAGGUUAAACAAACUUGA
Ambispora leptoticha is the source of this 390-nucleotide messenger RNA. The record is from the annotation of a GenBank genome assembly. NCBI's taxonomy places the organism in Eukaryota, Fungi, Glomeromycota, Glomeromycetes, Archaeosporales, Ambisporaceae.